This is a messenger RNA of Aspergillus uvarum CBS 121591, 492 nucleotides long. RefSeq lists its product as uncharacterized. The transcript has a single exon. NCBI's taxonomy places the organism in Eukaryota, Fungi, Ascomycota, Eurotiomycetes, Eurotiales, Aspergillaceae. The record is from RefSeq and is a predicted model, not a curated record. Bases 101 to 385 code for a protein of 94 amino acids.
CCUAAAUGCGAGUGAGCCCUAAUACUUUGCUGGAGACACCCCCAAUAACAUUUACGGGUUAUCCAUACGACACCACAACAAUUUCCACAAACCCACCAGAAUGAAGCUGACUACCCUGGCUAUAACUGUUCUUCUUGGCACCUCCACUGCCACCGCCUGGGAACUUCGCGCCAACGGCCAAAAAUGGACGGGCACCAAACCGCAAGGCUGCACCACUGUCAACAUUCCCAAAGGUGCAAGGAUCAGCUGGUCAGGAUCAUCUGGAGCUCGGACACUGCAGGUGUACAAUGCCAAAGGAAGCUGCUCUCAGGUGUAUCGGACCGUGCAGGGAGUAGGAGAUAUCAACGCCUCGAACAAUAUUUACGGUUUUGUUGUGAAGGCUUGAUAUGAGGGUUGUGGAUAGAGUCCAAAGAGGAGAUAUGUGCCAGGUUCAUUUAGGAUGAAAUUCAGAAAAGCAAACUAGGAUGUAUUAUAGCUACCGACUGACAGACA